This is a messenger RNA of Paramecium sonneborni, 10471 nucleotides long. The record is from the annotation of a GenBank genome assembly. NCBI's taxonomy places the organism in Eukaryota, Ciliophora, Oligohymenophorea, Peniculida, Parameciidae.
AUGAACAGUGUAUCAGUAUCACAAUAAUAAACUACAUCUACAGAUACAUAUUAAUCAAUUAUCCUUCCAGUCAUAACAGGUUUAAGUACAAAAGUCUUAUCAAAAAAGGGAGGUAUGUUAAAUAUAUAUGGUCUUGGAUUUGGAUAUGGUACAUGUUAAGUCAGAGUCUAUGUUGGAGGACAACUCUAAUUAAAAAAUACUGUGGUAGUUGGAAAUGAUGGAUCAACUAUUACUGUUAAAUUUUUCAAUAUCACUCUUCAAGGAAGAGAAGCCUAUGUAGAUGGAAGUGGUCUUAGAUAUAGAAGAUGGUGGGGAAAUACUGUUUAUUAAAAUGAUUUUAUUGGAGAACCAGAUGUUCAAAAUGUUUAUGGAACUUAUUAUAACUAAUAAUUCAAAGGAUUUUUCAAAGCUCCAAAAACAGGAUAAUAUAGAUUCUAUGUAGCAUCUGAUGAUAGAGCAACUGUUGAAUUGAAUAGAAAUCCCUCCUCAAUAGAUAAUACCAAAUUAGAAUUGAUUGCUGAAAACAAUCUAUCAGGAUAUAGAAACUACUGGUAAAGCGAAUUUUCUAGCACUCCAGUUAAUUCUAUAUCAGAUUAUAUUGAUCUUGAAGAAGGCCAAUAUUAUUAACUCUAAAUCAAUCACACUAAUGGUGCUGGUCCUGGAUAUGUAACUGUUUCAGUAGAAAUAGAAGAUGAUACAUUCACUGAAUAUUCAGUAGGAGCACUUUAUAGUAUAUCAACUACAUAUACUCCAAUAAAAGAGGAAGUGGAAUACAAAUUGUUCAACUCUGUCGAAGAUUCUAGAUUAACAGGACAAUAUUAAUUAACCUUUGCAAGUUCAACUGCAAGUCCAGCUUUCUCUUAUACUACUGGAUGGAUAUCAACUGUUGCAACUGCUGAUCAAGUUGCAUCGGCUAUUAAUGCUCUUGGAGUCUAUGUUGUAACAGCCACUAGUACAAAAGUUGAUUCUGCUGGUGAAGAUGUAGCUGACUAAACAACUACUACAUUUGCAGGAUUUAGAUAUGUGAUUACAUUCUAAAGAUACAGAAAAGUUUAAGUUAGACCCACAUUUGUAUUUAAUAUCACAACUAAUGCUAAUAGUGCUAUUGGUAGGUCAUCAGCUGUUUUAAUAACUCCAUCAACUCCAAUUGAAGGUACUUUCCAAUUAAGCUUUGUUGAUUAAGAGGGUGUUGAAUAAUAUUUGAAAUCUGGUAUAUCUGUUGAUUUGCCGUUUGAUUUAAGUGCAUCUGUCCUAGCUGAUACUAUUUAAGCUACUACUGGAUAUAGACCAAUUGUUUGGACUGAAGGAACACCAUAAGAUGGAUUCACUUGGAAAGUCUAAAUUAAAGGAAUUUAAGAAUUAUAAAACUUCAGAGUUGUCAAUAAUAAUUUGUUAUCUGGAAAUGGAGAGGUCAAACUUACAAUUGCCACAUUAUCAGAAGCUAGUUCCAAUAUUCUUUAUGAGCCUAUUCCCAACGAAUUAUUAUUUACUUAUUCAAAAACACCAACUGUUUCAAUCACUUUAGAUGGUUUAUUGAGUGCUUGUGCAUAAGAAGGUGCAUGCAAUUUAGAUGCUCCUCUAGAUUUGAAAUUAACCAUGACUGAAUUCACAUAUGAUGAAGCUACUACUCUUACAGUUCAUAUUUCUACAAUAGGUAGCAUAACUUUGGGAAAUAGUUUAGAUGAAACUUUAUCCACAAUUACUUUUGGAGAUUAUGAUUGUUAUGACAUAAUUAUGGAAUUAACAGAGGAUAAUGAAUAUGAUUUCACUUGCACAGUUGAUGGAACAGAAUUUGAAUAUGGAUAGUAUUAUCCCGUUUUCCACUAUGAAGAGUAUGGAAAUGCAGACGUUGAUCCAACAGUUCUUCCAUAUUAAGCCCCAUUAAUAAUAACUCAUAUUAAUCCAACUAGUGGAUCCGAAGAUGGUGGCACAGUAGUUACCUUAUUCGGUAAAGGGUUCCCAAAAGAGCUUACAACAGAUUUGACAGUCUCUCUUGGAGGAGUUUAAGCUGUGAUCAAAUCAACUUCAACCAGCUAAGUCGUCAUCAAGACACCAACAUAUGAUUAAUCAAUGCCUGAUUCGGUCAUCAUUAUGCAUUUCAAGGAUGGACAAGCUCAAAAUUCUGAUUUCACUUAUGAUCAUACAACUCACAUAUCAAUAACUAGAGUUUAAGAAACAAUAUUAACUCCAAUUUACAAAGGAUUCAACACCAUUAUUGGUACUGGAUUUGGAACAAUUACUAAUGACAUAACAGUAGAAUUAGUUAAUGCAGAUAAAAUAUAUUAAUGCCCAGUCGUUAGUGUAAAAGAUGAUGAAAUUAUUGUUUAUUUGAGAGGAGGUUUACCAGGAGAAUAUCGAUUUAUAGUGAAUAGAGCUGGAGUAGGUGAAGCAACUGCAGCAGGAGAUGCUAAUAAGUUCUAAUACAAUACAGUAAUAACUAGCAUUGAAAAUGCAACUGGAAGUGAAGCAGGAGGAACAAGAAUCAAGAUUAAUGGAUUUAAUUUUGUACCUUAAGAAACUAUUGUGUUCAUUGGUGAUGAAAUCAAUUGGAUAUGUGAUUUAGAUGAAGCAGCCUCCAGUGAUACAGCAUUAUAUUGUGUUACUCCACCCAAACAUUUUAGAUACACUACUCCUUAAUAAGUUAUUGUGACAACCAGAAUUUUGUUUGAAUCAAUUUGUCAAGGAAAUUGUGAAUUCACUUAUGAUUCUACAUAAACCUUAGAUUGUGUAGCACCAUCUGACUCAACUGCAAGUGCUGGAUCAAGACUUUUAUCUGAAGAACAACUUGCAUUACCAGAUUAUUAGAAAUAUAUAACAUAAAAGAGAUAACAUCCAGAACCAAAGAGAAUCAAACCAUCAUUUGGAAUCAGUCAUGAAUAACAUUAUGAUUCUAGUCCAAGAAGAGAUUUAUCAUUUUGGAAUGAAUUCAUCUUUGAUAAAAUUAAAAAUUACACAGUUGAUUAAGUUGAAAACGUUUAAUGCACCACAACAAGUUCAUAAACUGUAACCAUUGUUUUCAGCGAUAAAUAUUCUGUAACAGGAACUAUUUCAGAAACUGGAUAAUUGACUUAUUCUGUUCCUGAUUUACCUUAAGGAGAAUAUAAGACCAGAAUUCUCACUUCAACUGGAUUCGCAACAGGAAUGUGGAUCACUAAUGUUGAAUUGUAAAUUACAUCAAUUUCAACAACCACUGUAGUUUAAGGUGGAUAAGAUAUUGAAAUAGAAGGUAGUGGAUUUGGUGAUGAUAAUGAUAUUGAAGUCUAAAUUGGUACAGUAAAGUGUUUAAGAUUGAAAAAACAUGGCAAUAGAAAAUUGAAAUGCAGAACUCCUAGAAUUACUACUAAUGCUGGAUAUGCUGUUAAAGUACUCUACCGUGAUGUUAGAAAGAAUUUGUAAACAAAAUCCUCAUGUUAAUUCUCAACAAAUCUUACAGUUACUAAUGCUGGGUAACCAACAGUGACACUAAUUAACAAUAAUGCUGGAAUUGUUUAUGUUUCUGGAAAAUCAGCAUAUACAUAUAAUACUUCUACUGAGACUUUGAACUUCAAUAUUGUUGGUACUAAUUUAGGUGCUACAACAUUGAAUGUUCGUUUAGAAAAAAAUGGUCAUGAUGAUGUUGUAGGAACUAUUGUGUCCAGCAAUGCUACAUUAAUUCAAGUUUCUUUCAGUAAUAUACCUUUGGGAUAAUUUGAUGUCGUUGUUUAAUGUGAUGAUAAAGUUGCCUUAUGGUCAACUUGGUAAUAUUAGAAGAUCAUUUUCUAAAAUCCUGUUUUGAGUGGAUCAUUACCUAAAGCAUCUUGGAAAGGAGGUAAACAUUUAGAAAUUCAUGGCCAUGGUUUCCAUGAGAGUCAUAAUGUAAAAGUUUGUGGAAAAAAAUGUGAUCUUUUGAAUGUCAAUUAUCAUAGUAUAUUAUGUAGAGUUCCAGAUUUUAAUCCUGCUUGGGCUAAAAAAAUUGAAAAGGGAUUGAAAUCUGAAAAUUAUAAACUUGAUCAUGAUGAAUUCCUAGUUACUUCAGAUGUUGUAGAUAAAGAUGUUGUCAAAAGAUUCUUUGAUGAAUCUGAAACUACCUAUCAUAUUUCUAAUUCAGCUACAAAUUGUUGGGUAUAAAUUGAUUUUGGCAAAAACAGAAAAAUGAAAUUAGAACACUUUAGUUUCUUACCUCGAAUUGAUGUAGGUGCUUCAUAUUUGAAAGGUGCUAAGUUCUAAUAUUCUACUGAUGGUAUAACAUUCAAAGAUUGGUUCACAAUUGAUGAUGAUGUUCAUAAAGGAUGGAAUGUUUAAAGACCAACAAAAUGUGAAGGCUAAAAGGAGAAAAAUUCUCAUGGAGGUAGAGAUAAAGAUGAUGAACCUGAACAUCACAAUAUUAAUGUUGAUUUGGAUGGCAUCAGAGCUAUUAAGUUCAUAGAUCCCAGAGGAACCAGUGGAUCAAGAUGUUAAAUUGCAGAUAUUGAUUUUAGAGGAUGGCUUGAAAAUGAUUCAGAUAAUGAUUAAAAUACUUCUUGUGAUACUGAAAUAUUUGUAGAUGACAAUUCUAUGGGUGUUAUAAAUUCAAGUGUGAAAUAUGAUGCAACUUCAACUCCUAUCAUUAGCAAUGUCUUACCAAAAGACAUUCCUCCACAUACUUAAACAGUUGUUACUGUUACAGGUACAGGAUUCAUUUCAGGAUCAACCUCAGUCUUCAUUGAUGAUAUCGAAUGUUAAGUUUAAUCUGUUACUGCAACGGAAAUUAAAUGUUUGAGUGGAUUAAAAGAUGUUACAACUGCUAGUAUUACUAAUAAGUUUAAAGUUAUUGUUGAUGGAGAUGAAGCAGUUAAUAAUGCUUAAGUAAUUUAUGGAUAAAGAUGGUCAGAUAUCAGAACUUGGGGAGGAUAUGUAUUCCCAUCUGAUGGAGAUUCCGUUAUGGUUUACUAGGGUGCAACUUUGAUAGUUGAUGUAAAUACUCCAAAAUUGGUGUAAGUUUUGGUUGAAGGUAAUUUAGUAUUUGCUGAUGAUGCUGAUACUUCAUUAGAUGCAUAAUAUCUUGUUAUUAAUAGAGGAACAUUAUAAAUUGGUUCUUAAGAAGUUCCACAUCAACAUAAUGUUAAAAUUACAAUUAGAGGAGAAGAAAGAGGAAUUUAAUAUCCAAAUAUGGGUAACAAAAUGAUUGGCUGCAAUCAAUGCAAAAUUGAUAUUCAUGGUAAAGCUAGAACACCUUCAUGGACUUUAUUAUCCUAAACUACUACAAAUGAUGGAACAAUUACUGUAGAUGAACCAGUAAAUUGGUUAGUUGGAGAUGAAAUCAUAAUUACAUCAAGUAACUAAGCCUAAACUCAAGCUGAAGUUAGAAAAAUUAUUGCAAUUACUAGUGAUAAACGAACUUUGACUCUAAAUGAAACCCUGACACAUACACAUGAAACUGUCUCAGAAUACUUUGAUGGGGUUGAAUUUACUAGAAAAGUGGAAGUAGGAUGUUUGACCAGAAGUAUUAGAAUACAAGGUGAUUAUGUCAAUUAUCAUGGAGUUCAUAUUUACAUUUAAGGAACUUAAAAUGAUGGUACUGAAGUUAGAAUAGAAAACGUAGAAAUUGUAAAUGGAGGUCAAUAAAGAUAUUUAAAUAGAUUCCCAAUCAAUUUCAAUAACAACGGAGUCGUUUCAAAUUCAUAUAUUAGAAGCAAUUCCAUCCAUGAUUCCAAUGCUCGUUGUAUAGGAUUACAAAGUGUUUCUCAUUUAGAUGUUUCGGAUAACAUUUGUUACAACAUUGUUGGUCAUGCUAUCUAUAUUUAGAAUGGUAAUGAAAUGUAUAAUACUUUCGAACACAAUCUUGUGGCUGUUGUAAAAUCAUCUUGGUAAUUAUAUCAAUCAGAUGCAACAGCAGCAGCUUUCUGGAUUACUAAUCCUAAAAAUACAUUCUUUAACAAUAGAGUUGGAGGUGCAGAAUGGUAUGGAUUCUAUUUAGCAUUUAAAUCAAAUCCUACAGGUGUUGCAUCUGCAGCUGAUGUUUGUCCAACAGGUGUCCCAUUAUUGAACUUUACUAAUAAUGCUGCUCAUUCAACUGGAAGAAUAGGACUCAGAAUAGGAACCUUAAUUCCAAAGGUUUCUCCAUGUGUAUCUCAUAGAAAUGAUGCCUUGGAUGAUCCAUUCAGUGCUAAUCCUAGUGUUUAAACUAAAUUAUCAGGAUUUGUAACAUGGGCAAAUGCUUAAAUCGGUGUGUUAGCAGAUAAUUUAGGAAAUGUUGUCAUAGAAAAUGUAUUGAUAGCAAGUUCAAAGAUUGCUGGUUAUUAAUAACACAAAUCUAAUUUUUCAGCCGAAGGAACAACAAUUAAAAACUUUGUUAUUGUUGGUUCAUAAAUCAAUACUGGUUUGAUAGUACCCAGAACUAAUGGAUUUUUAGCAGAUACAGUUAGAUUCGCUAACUUCCCAUCAACAUCAACUUUAAUUGAAUCAUGUUCAGCUUGUAGUAGUUAUUUAGUUUGGGUAACUGGAGGAAAGAAUACACAUUUCAAAGGAAUUAAGAUUCUAAAUUCCGAUAGUGCAAGAACAAUUCGUUGGAACAAUUUCAGAAGAGAAAUCUUCUGGGAUUUAGAUGGUACAUUAACUAACAUACCAACAGGUGCUUAAAUUGUUGCAUAUAAAUUGCAUUUAGAUGGCUUAAACGGAUGCACACAUUAAAAUAAUACAUAAUGGGAUAAUUCAUUGAUUUGUGAUUCAUCAUAGACAAAGUUAAGAGAUGUCAUAUUCAAUUAUCCAACUCCUUAUGAUUCUCACGUCAAUUAAGCUUUGAGAAUAUAUAGAGUUCCAACUUUGAAUGCCCCAUAACCAUUUGAAUUAAGUAAAUACUAAUAUGAACAAUGGGUUGGAAUUUGGAGUGGUGAUAUAGCCUACAGUUAUGCAUCUCAAUUUGCUUUAGGAUACACCUACAAUGUUAAUUGGUACAAUAAUUGGCUCAGUUUAUCAAUUAUGGCAUCAUAGUAUAUGAGUUCUUAAGAUUCAGGAAUUGUAUUCAGAUUCAACUAUACUGUUCAAAGAGAAACCUUUGAUGUUUACAGAAACAGAAACCAUAAAUUCCUUUCAAAUUUCAGCUAAGUUUCUGAGAUUCCAAAUCCACAUACUUGCAACAAUGGGGACUGGUACAAUGAUAGAUCUACAUCAUUCUUUUAUGUUUGUAUUUCAGGCAAAUAAAGAGUGUAAUAAGAAUCAGUAGCUCUUUAUGGUAUAUUCUGCAGAGAUACUUGCCCUGCUUACACUGAUGAUGUACUUGUUAAGGUGUAAAAGAAAUGGUCAGAUGUUUCAAUUUGGCCUAAUGGUAGACUACCAAUUGCAGGAGAGAAUGUGACAAUAUCAUACGAAUACAUCAUUAUAAUUGAUAUAGAAUUACCAGAAUUUGAUACAAUUUUAAUUUUAGGAGAAUUAUGGUUUGAUAAUGGUAGAGCUGUUACUACCCUAAGAGCUAGAAAGAUCUUUGUUAGAAAUGGUAAAUUAGUGGCAGGAAGUGCAACCUAAGUUUUCACUGGUAUAAUCAAUAUCAUCCUUACAGGCACUAAAAGUGAUUACGAACUUUUAAUUGAUAAUAACAUUGAAGCAGGAAAUAAUGUCUUAGCUGUGACUGGAGGAUUAGAAUUAUAUGGUAAAGUACCUUCAAGUAAGGUUGCUAGAUUAACAGAAACUGCACAAGCUGGAUCUAGUUCAAUUUCAGUUACAGAUACAACAGAUUGGUAGGUUGGGGAUUGGAUAGUUAUUUCACCAACAGGCGCUAAUCCAGAUGAAGCAGAAAAAGUUCAAAUUACUUAAAUUGUUGGAACUACUGUUACCUUUAGUGUUUCUCUAAAAUACACUCAUAGUGGAGUAUCUGCCAGCACUCUUGUUGAUACCAGAGCUACUGUUUUACAUUUGACUAGAAAUAUCAGAAUUUCUGGAGAUACUUGGGGAGCUAGAGUUUUAGUCUAUUCUUUUACUGAAAAAACUAGACUAAGAAGAGGAUAUGUCUAAUUAUAGGGUGUAGAAUUCAUUAAUUGUGGAUAAGUGAAUAAAGAAUUUGCAGGUUUAGAUUUCUAAUAUGCUAUUGGUGGUGAUCCUGCUCCUUCAAGUGAUAUUGUUGGAUGCUCAUUCCAUGAUAGUGAUGGUUAUUUAUUCAAAGUAGAGGAAUCAGAAUACGUUAAUGCAAUUCAAAAUGUAUUUUAUAAUGGAUAGAAAGCAUUGGUUUAGUUUAUUAAUUCUAAAUAUAUCAAAUUCUCGUCUAAUACUUUAGUUUUAGUAUAAAAGAGAGUUAUUUCAAUCAAUUCAGCUAUCACAGGUACCUAUAACUGGGCUGUCUUAGCAUCAUUUAGAUAUGCUUCUGGCACCAAAAUUACUAAAAAUUUCAUCCUUGUUUCUAAUAAUAUUGGUAUCGGUUCAACUGAUACAGGAUUCCAUAUUAUGGCUUCCCAUUGUGAUGAUGAAUCUUAGGCAGGAUUCUUUGAUAAUAAAUGUUUCAACACUGUCUAAGCAUGCUUCCAUUUAACUUAAUCUAAUUCAAAAUGCAAUGUAGUGAAGUAACUCUAAGCUUACAAUUCUGGAGUCGGUGUAAUGGCAUCCAUUUAUACAGAAACCUUUAAAUUAAAAGACUUUUAGAUUAUUGAAGCUGAUAGAGGUGUAGUAAUUAAACCAGGCUCUUCAAACAAUUAUGCUAAUGUCAUUUAAGUUUCAAAUGGUUAUGUUGGAGCAGUCAUCGAAGGAUUGAGAUGCACUAAUACUGUAGCUUUCUAAUUGGUCUCAGUUUCAUCAAAUGCCUAUCCAGCCAUCGCUAGAUCUUCAAUUAAUGCAGACAUAAUCAAUUCAAUUCAAAGAUAGGAUACUAGAGUAUAUGUUGACAAUGUCUAAUUUGCAGGAUAUAAAUUGACUUAUGAUCAAUUCCCUUAGUGCAGUAAUAACGCUGUCUUCAGAUAAAAUAUUUAUGCAUUAGAUGUUGUUGGAUAACAUUAUUUGACUAAUACAGUUUGUGAAAAUUGUGAAUUUAAUGCCUUACUUUUUAGUUUGAGAAAUCCAAAUUAUGCUAAAAUUGGAUGGUAUGGAGGUUGUGGAUAAAUGGAAUGCAUUGGUUAAGUUAACUUUUUAGUUGAAGAUUAAACUGGAAACUUCUUUGGUGAGAAAGGUUAGGCUAUUGGUAAUAAUUCAUAUUUUGGUCCAAGUGCAAACUAUUGUAAUAGAUAAGAAUUGUGGAAUGGAUAUUGGUGUCCCUUAUUUAAUAUUGGAGUUUUGAAUUUCUUAAGCACAGCACCAGAUCAAAAUCUUAGAUUAUUUUCACCAACCACACUAAUCGGAUCUGGAUUCAAAAAUAUACUUAAUGCUUUUGCAGAAUGGAAUUGGGAUGGACCUGAACCUUAAAACUCAAGAGAAUCUAAAUUCGUUGGAUUGGUUUAAAUUAACACUACAAUUAAUAUGACUAAUAAAGGAGAGAAUCCAACAAAUUCAGAUUAUUGGCUUAGUAAGAGAACUGUAGAAGGACCAAAUAAUGAAUGGGUGAUCAUUGAAUUGCAAUUUGAUGUUCCAAAUAUUGUCCAAGUUAGUGCCGAUGGAAAAAUUGUUCAACCUGGACUAACAAGAGUAAUUUUAUUAUACUAUUUUAUAGAUUAAUUAACAUAUGAAUUUAUUAGAAUACACCAAUGUUUGUGGUUCAAAUAAUUAUUUCUACGAAAAUCGAACCAUUCAUUUUGUUGUUACUGCAGGCUGCAAAGUAUCCCUUUCACUCAAAAACACUUUAAUGAUUUCCACUAGAUUGGAAAUUACUACUGAAGAAUUUUUUGGAGACAAAUUCCUGUAAUAUGCAUUUGCUCUUCUUGGAGGUGAUCCAUACAAUUAUUUCAUUGUUGGAACUUAUAAAUCUAAGAACAGAAGAUUUUUAUCCAGUGUUAUCGAAAUUCAAUGGGCUAUAAUUGACAAUGCUGUUAUUGGCACACCUGAAGCUCAAAAUUCUCAAUCUAAUCUUGAACAGAUAGCUGCCAAUCUUUAAUCUUUCAACCCUACUGAAUUAGGAACAGUUAUAAGCAAUACUGCAGAAAUAUAAACUAUUACAUCUCUAAACUUCACAUCAACUGAAUAACCAGAUCCUUCAGGUAACAAUUCUGGUUCUUCCUAAGGUUCUGAUGAUCCAUAUUAUGGAAAUGAACCAGUCAAUUAAGGAGAUGAGGAAUAUGUUGAUCCUACUUUAAAUGAUGAUCUUUUAUAACAAAAUGAUUUUGUUGGCAAUUCAAAUGAUGAUACUAGUGAGGAAAAUGCAUUCAAAAACUAAACUACCAAAGGACUCAAAUAACCUUAAUAAAGCGACAAUGACAAUAUACUAUUGAUUUCAGUUGUUUGUGCAGUUGGAGGAAUUGUUUUGAUCUCAUUAGUCAUCUCCGGUGCCUUAUGGAACAGAAGAUAGAAUGUUCUAAAGACCAGAGUACAUUAAUAAAGUAGCCCUGAUGUUCUAUCAAAACCAGAAUAGAUGGAUGACGACAUUGUCCAAUACAAUAUCUGA